AUGAAGAGUUUGAAAGAAAUAUGUGAACUAGCGGUAUUGCAAAAUUCAAGGAUGUUGGAUGAUAUUAACAAUGUUCCUAUGUAUCUUAUUUUACCACUUUUGUCAAAAAUAAGGAAUAUGAAAGUGGAACAAGUGGUUAAGUUGGAAAGGAGUAAUUUUGGUUUAAUUUUUGAAAGUGAUUUCAUUUGGUUACAUUUACUCAGAGUGGAAUUUCCUAAUAAUAUUGAUCACGGAUUCAUCUCUAAUAAUGACAUAAUAAGCAAUUAUUAUACAAAGUUCUUCCAGACAGACUAUCUAUAUGAUCUAAACGAGUUUGAAAAAGAGUACAUUGAAAGGUGUAUUAUCGAAAAAUUGAAGAAGAAUCCCCAAAAGAAUAAGUACGAAUUACCGCCAAGGAUGUUGUACUUCAAAUAUGAAAAUGAUACGAGGAAACGGGAGGAAAGAAGUGCUGAGAGGCUACGAAUGAAUGUGCAGGAAAUUGCUAAAGAACGGGAGAAGAAGCAAACGGUUAUCGUUGAUGCACCAUUUCUGUUGACGAACAAGAAGAGAGGCAUGGGAAUAUGGGGGAAUAAUAGAAAGAGACUCUCUUCAUAUUUCCAUAACAAGCAAAACAUCAAGAGACAAGUAUCAAGGGUAGCAUUUGGUGGUUCUGCAGGCAGACCCAUCAAAGAACCACCAAAAUCUGAGUCCACACAACUACCAGCACCACUACCACCACCAGUUGAAAUAAUACGAACCCCACCGGACCAUUUGCAUACAACUAAGCCUGUCAGACCCAUACUAAAACGCAAGAGACCUUCCAACUCGAACAACAUCUUCUUGAAUACUUCGACCAUAACCACUGUAAGCCCUACAAAACGCAAACCCUCUUUAUCCCCCAGCCCUAAAGCCCAACCGACCCAACCCUCAUCUCGGCACAACGAACCCUCCCAGAACUGCCAUAAACGGAAAUCCCUGGAAUCGUACCUAAAAGAGAAACAAUUCCCUAAAACAGGAGACCCUGCAUGA
Kazachstania africana CBS 2517 is the source of this 1008-nucleotide messenger RNA. It is a transcript of the gene ELA1, whose product is annotated as elongin A. The transcript has a single exon. The record is from RefSeq and is a predicted model, not a curated record. The coding region runs from base 1 to 1008 and encodes 335 amino acids. NCBI's taxonomy places the organism in Eukaryota, Fungi, Ascomycota, Saccharomycetes, Saccharomycetales, Saccharomycetaceae.